AUGACGUCGGUGAAGAAAGGUUUGCCGCCGGGCCUCGUGUCCAAUCUCCAGGAAGUUCUGAGCAGCAGAAAGGGUGGUGGCGCUGGCGAUGAGCAAUCGAAAGAUGGACCUUCUACUUCUUCUACUCCAGCUGAAAACACUGCGGCAGGGAAUGGAGAUGAUGAUUCCAGACCUAUUGUUUUGGUCACCAAUGGCGAUGGAAUUGAUUCCCCUGGUCUUCUCCUUCUCGUCGAAGCUUUGGUUCGUGAAGGAAGCUACAAUGUCCAUGUCUGCGCCCCGCAAUUGGACAAAUCAGCUUCUGGUCAUUCUAUUACACAAGGGGAAACCAUAGCUGCAACGUCGUGUCAAAUUAGUGGUGCUACUGCAUUUGAAAUUUCAGGGACUCCUGUGGAUUGUGUCUCAUUAGCAUUGUCUGGAGCACUCUUUUCUUGGUCAAAGCCUGUGCUGGUCAUUAGCGGAAUCAACAAGGGAUCAAGCUGUGGUCACCACAUGUUUUACUCAGGUGUUGUUGCUGGAGCUAGGGAAGCAUUAAUAAGUGGUGUCCCAUCUCUAUCAAUCUCGCUUAACUGGAAGAAGGAUGCAAGCCAAGAAAGUGAUUUCAAGGAUGCUGUUGCUGUAUGCUUACCCUUGAUAAAUGCUGCUAUGAGAGAUAUCGAGAAGGGGGCUUUCCCCAAGAGUUGUUCCCUGAACAUACAAAUCCCUACUUCACCAUCUACGAACAAAGGUUUCAAACUUACUAAGCAAAGUAUGUGGCGAUCUACCCUUAACUGGAAUGCCAUUUCUGCAAACCGGCAUCCUGGUGUUGGAUACAUGUCUAAUCAACAAAGCCUUGGCCUACAGCUUGCCCAGCUUAGUCGAGAUGCCUCUGCUGCCGGAGCAGCACGUCGUGUUACCAAACAAAAUACGAAUUUGGAGAUUGAGUCAGUUGGGGCCUCUGGGAAAUCUGAAGUGAACAAAUUGAAAAAGUACUUCAGACUGGAGUUUAUGGAGAAGGAGCAAGAAGACAUAGACGAGGACCUGGACUUCAGGGCCCUUGAAAGCGGAUUCGUUGCAGUAACUCCGUUCUCACUCUCACCACACAUUGAACCGGAAACGCAAACAGCAGCCUCGGAAUGGAUCUCUUCUGCACUUCAAGAGAGCCAGUAA
Molecule: messenger RNA, 1146 nt
Organism: Linum trigynum
Lineage: Eukaryota; Viridiplantae; Streptophyta; Magnoliopsida; Malpighiales; Linaceae
Source: the annotation of a GenBank genome assembly